AGUUUAUAUGACAAUCAAUGGUUACAACAUCAAAGCAUUUAAGGCAAACAACAAAUCAAUACAUCAUACGGGUAUACCACAGAUCAAAGCAUUUAACAACAUGCAUGUAACAAUAUAUCAGUCCGGCGUCACACCCAAAGUGGGUCACCAAGAAAUGCACUUAGCCAACUGUAACAAUAGUUUAACCUUCUUCCUCGUACGUUUUUAUUUUCAUUAAACAACCAGCAGUUAAAUCGAACACAAGUUCAUGUUCCAUCAACAACAAUAUCAACAAAACAUUUACAUUUUUAUAGUUUAGCCAGGAACCUUUUAUCUAACAUGGCUGAUGUAGUUCAUCCUGUCAUCAUUGAUAAUGGAUCACAUACAUGUAAAGCUGGCUUUGGAGGUGAUCCUGAACCAAGAAUUGUCAUUCCUUCAGAAGUUGGUUAUCCUAAUGUGCCGGGUGAAAUGAUUGGAAAUGAACUCAAAGAUUACUACAACAAAAAGGACUUUGAUUACAAGAUUGUUCUUGAUUUGAAGCAUUCUAUUGAACGUGGUGUUAUUACCAACUGGGAUGAGAUGGAGAAGAUUUGGCAGUAUAUAUUCCACAAGUUGGAAGUUGCACCUGAGGAAAACUCUAUCUUGUUGACUGAGGCUGUUCAUAAUUCUAAGGUCAACAGAGAAAAGAUGGCCGAAAUUAUGUUUGAAAAGUUUAAUGCUCACACAUUAUGUAUUACUAAUCAGGCUUCACUGUCCCUUUUUGCUUCUGGUCGUAACACAGGUAUGUCUGUGAAUGUAGGUCAUGGCAUCACCCAAAUUGUCCCUGUCUAUGACGGGUCAAUUAAACGAGAUGCUGCUGUCCAGUGGGAUUUUGGUGGUGUGGACAUGACAGAUUACCUUACGAGUAUGUUGACUGAACGUGGCUAUUCCUUUGACAGUCCUUCUCAGACGGAAACUGUCCGUAACAUCAAAGAGAAGUGUUGUUAUGUUGCUCUAGACUUUGAACAGGAAAUGCAGACUGCAGCCUCUGAGAAAUAUAAAUUACCUGACAAGCAAGCCAUUACCAUUGGCAAUGAACGAUUCCAAACCCCAGAACUUCUGUUCCAGCCAGGUUUAAUUGAUAAGGGCUCUGAUGGCAUUCAUAAACUGAUUUAUAACUCAAUCAUAAAAUGUGAUAGGGAUAUUAAGAAAGACAUGUUUGCCAACAUUGUAUUGUCUGGUGGUUCAAUAAUGUUCAGAGGUUUUGAAGAGCGUAUGAAGAAGGAAAUCAGUUCUAUCACACCAGAUUCCACAAGGAUUAAGGUCGUUCGUCCAACAGGAUGGUGGCCUGGAGAUGCAGAAUUGACUUCUCUGCUUACCUCUAAUGACUUAUCAAUUAGCAAAGAAGAAUAUGAUGAACAAGGCACUCGAAAGUGCCAGGAGUAUAUUAUCCGACUUAAAAUCACAAACAUGGAUGAUGAAGUUGCCUCUGUUGUCAUUGAUAAUGGAUCCUAUACAUGUAAAGCUGGUUUGGGAGGUGAAGAUGCACCAAAAGUUGUCUUUCCUUCGGUUGUUGGUUAUCCCAGAUACCAGGGUGGAAUGGUUGAAAAUGAACUCGAAGUCUACUAUAUUGGAGUUAAUGCUGAAUGCCUGAGAAGUGAUCUUAAUUUGAAGUACCCCAUUCGACGUGGUAUUAUUUCCAACUGGGAUGAUAUGGAGAAGAUCUGGCAUUAUACGUUUAAUGAGUUGGAUGUUGAACCUAAAGAAUACUCUGUCUUACUGACUGAGCCUGUUGGUAAUUCUAAGGUCAACAGAGAAAAGAUGGCUGAAAUUAUGUUUGAAAAGUUUAACUCUCGUGCAGUAAUGGUUGCUAAUCAAUCUGCAUUGAGCAUUUUUGAUUCUGGUUGUGAUACUGGUAUUUCUGUGAAUGUGGGUCUUGGUUUUUCCCAAGCUGUUCCUGUCUAUGAAGCUUCAACAAUGCCAUAUGCUGCUAUCCAUCAGGACCUUGCGGGUCUCGACUUGACAGAUUACCUUGCAAGGAUCUUGAUGGAAUGCGGCUAUUCCUUCGACACAGCUUCUCAGAGGGAAAUUGUCCGUGACAUCAAAGAAAAGUUCUGCUAUGUUGCGCUAGACUUUGAACAGGAAAUGGAGACAACAGCCUCUUCUUCAUCUUUGGAAAUGAGUUAUGAACUACCUGAUGGACAAUUCAUUACCAUUGGAAAUGAACAAUUCCGAGUCCCAGAAGCUAUGUUCCAACCAGGUUGCCUUGGUAUGGAAGCUGGUGUUCAUGAAAUAACUUAUAACUCAAUCAUGAACUGUGAUGAAGAAAUUAGGAGAGAUCUGUUUGCCAACAUUGUGUUGUCUGGUGGUUCAACAAUGUUCCCAGGUUUUGCUGAACGUAUGAAAAAGGAAAUCAGUGCCCUGGCACCACCUGACACAGAGGUUAAUGUCAUUGCUCUACCAGAACGUAAAUACUCCUCAUGGAUCGGGGGUUCUAAACUGACCUAUAGUCCUCAGUUCACAGAUCUGUGGAUUACCAAAGAAGAAUACGAUGAGUCUGGCCUAUUUAUUGUCCAUAGCAAAUGUUUGUAA
Octopus sinensis (East Asian common octopus) is the source of this 2550-nucleotide messenger RNA. Its product is annotated as actin, cytoplasmic-like. The transcript is spliced from 4 exons. Bases 319 to 2550 code for a protein of 743 amino acids. The record is from RefSeq and is a predicted model, not a curated record. NCBI's taxonomy places the organism in Eukaryota, Metazoa, Mollusca, Cephalopoda, Octopoda, Octopodidae.